GUUUAUGUUUAUGUAAGUAUGUAAUCAAUUCAAGUCCUUUCAAGCGCCUUGUUAUGGUGCAAACCCGGCUUGCUUGGCACCUUUCUCCGGCCCACGUCCAGAUUAUGUGCACCCGUUGGGUUUGAAUGCAGCCAUGACAAAGGCGCCAGAUGGCUCUCGGUCUGAUAUGGGUGUUUUUUUCAGCACUGGGGCGGCACUCACUUAUUGUCAGGGACCCCAGGCUGGACGUAUCACAGCAUGUUCUUCGACGACGGUAUAACCCCCUCCUGCCUUUAGGGUAUCUGCUACAUUUCACCUGGAAGGCCGAUGAACCCUUUCUAAUCGGCAAUAACUCAUUACAAAGACUCGCCAAGUGCCAAAGAGGUUGCCAGGGCACAUAAUACUAUAGCCAUGGACUAUGUGGGCGUGAGCACGGACAGGAACCUUUGGAAAUUACCCACCCCACGCGGGAGAGCAGU
Cantharellus anzutake is the source of this 458-nucleotide messenger RNA. RefSeq lists its product as uncharacterized. The record is from RefSeq and is a predicted model, not a curated record. Bases 150 to 380 code for a protein of 76 amino acids. NCBI's taxonomy places the organism in Eukaryota, Fungi, Basidiomycota, Agaricomycetes, Cantharellales, Hydnaceae. The transcript has a single exon.